Messenger RNA from Gryllus bimaculatus (two-spotted cricket), 3803 nucleotides. The record is from the annotation of a GenBank genome assembly. Lineage: Eukaryota; Metazoa; Arthropoda; Insecta; Orthoptera; Gryllidae.
CGCGCAUGGCUACCUAGCAGUUCAGUUCUUCCUCUCUCGCUCCGCUGCAAUAGUGAUUGUUAAGAGUCGCUCUCCUAGAAUUAGCAGGGACAAAUCACGGUUGUUCAAUAGCCUAACAAUUUCUUGACGGUGUUUAUAAUAACAGCAAUAGGAGUGUACAUAAACUCGCGGUGCAGUGCAAGUUCUGUAACAGUAAUUGUGCGGGGUAAACUGUUCAAAGUGCUCUCGUGACAUUCCACAACAUCACCCAGGAGGUUGUCGAAGAAAUGGAAAACACAGUUCGUUCAACUAGAGCAGGACCUGCCAACACAAUCGCAGCAGCCAAAUUAACAACGGAAGUGGCAGAUACAACAGCUAAAAUCAUUUCGUCAACUUCAUGAACUGCUACAGCAGGUUUCGGCGACUGGCUUUGCUGGCGUUCAGCCCGACCGGAAGGCACAAGGACAACCAGAGGAUUCAGGCGCAAUGGCAACCGGCCGGGUGGAACUCUCAGCAAUGGCAAUUGAAUCGCAAAUUCACAGUUUGUGGGAGACGCUGCAGGCAACCACCACUAGCCUUGCAGCCUGUGAUCGCCUCAUGCAGGAAUAUCACGAGAGGCGAUCUAAAAACGCCUCCACUCAAACGGAGUUUAUUCACAACGAUCUUCACUCCGGCGGUCGUCCACAUGUGUGUCCACACUGCAGCACUCCCAUAUUGCCCCUGAAGAUUGUCCCAGGAGUGGACCCAAGUCGUGAACAAAUUCACCAGCCGACACCUAAACGAAACGAAGGGGGCGAUCUUGGGCAAAUCCUCGAACCAAUAGUCGAACGUAAAUCCGUGUAUUGUUGUGGAUGUGAAGAAAUAAGUGACAGUCGCGAGAAAAGUGAAGACGCCGAUUCAAUGCCUCCUGGACACCACUUGUUGGAAGACAAAAGACAUUUUCGUGAGAUAAUGGGCAAGUCAGAAGCUAAAGAAACGGAUAUGUUUCGAAAGAGUAAAGAGUCCGAAAAGUUUAGUGCAUCACGUAGAGAUUGUGCAACGUCUCCGUUUUUUUUCGAGCUGAGUAAACCUGUGGGGAUUUCGUCCAGCUGUCCUUCGUUUAGAGGUCUUGCGAGACCUGCCUCUGUUCGGAGAUUGAGCGACCAGCACUAUCAGCAUAUUUCUGAAGAUGUUAGAGCUACCUUCGGUACUCAGAUCCAUCCCCCGGGCGACAAGAAAACGAUGAGUAUUGUUACGACCCCACCCACUAACGCCCGCAAAAAACAAGACCUGAAUAAAGAUGCGGCAUUAAUCUCCAAACUUCCAAAAGGGGAUUCCCCGCAACUGGAGAAACCUCUCUGUUCUGAUACGUCGGUCAGUUCGAUCGUUCUCGAUUCUCCGCGAGAGAGUAGUCGUUCCGUGAACGAGUCUCCGUCGGCCGGCGCCAAAACGAAAGGCGGCGUGAGACGGUGGUUGAAGAAAAACGCGGCAGUGUUGCGAGGAACGAAAAGAACCGGUUCGCGAACCGACUCGCGGGAUGAGUCGCGUGAGAGUGAAUCGUUUCAACCGCGGGCGCUGUUGGAGGAAGUGCGAGCUGCCGUUCGGGAGGAGUUCCAGCUGAGGGAGGAUGGAAAGCAACCACAGCAAGAGUCCUCGGCAGCUAACGCUUUGAACUCGACGCUCGAGGUUCUCUGCAGGGAUUUGGAUUCGCAUCUAAGGCAGCCGCUCCUGCCAUCAAAACUAUAGCCGCCCCCAUUGCCUUGCCCAGCUUGUCUUUCAGCAAGAUCUGGUAACCGCCAACAGCCCCAAUGAACCCUCCACCGCUGACACAGACUCCUCCUGCGCUUCACCCGGCCGCCGCAAAGCAGCGCCACCGUCGCUCUCUACGUCAACAAGAAACGACCAUCGACAACACAACAUCGAUCAUGCUCGGUUUGCAACAAUCACGAGUGCCGAGUACAUCUGCGUUGAGAUGGAAGGACUAACUGAAGUCAACCUGCGCAAAUUACGAUUAAGUUCGUAUCGAAUGGAUUUCUUCUGAGAUUAAUUCGUAUUGCCAAAUCAUGCAGAAGGUCGAAAAUGACAAUACGUUGUCGAAAUUUGCAGACGUUGAAGAUGUACAACUCAUAUGUUGACUUCAUCAUUUCCUGCUCAGAAAAUUCGACAAGACCUUUUUGUUUUAAUAACUUUAAUACUGAAGUUACCUUUGGCAGUAUUCACCACAAUCAAAACUUUUUUCCAUCACAACGCAAUAUAAAUAAUUUUUAAUCAAGGACGGUGUGACGAUCAAAAGAAAUUACACAACGAACGGCGGCUUCAGGAGCUAGUCUACGGAACCCGAUGCCACUAUUCUUGUCUUUUAAUACUCACAAAGAAGAAUGCUUAUUUGCUCAACUUACGUUUUUUUAUUCAUAUUCAUUACAUAAGCUUCAUCAUUCUCACAUCAAUUUGCCAACGUUGGCUGUUGACCUUUCAGAACAUUUGCUAUUGGCAACAUUAACGCUUAUAAACCCUUUGCCACUGAAACAAUGCACCUGCAACUUCUGUAAGGGGAACUGCCAAUGGUACAAAUUCUAGACGCUUAUAUGCGCUGAGCAGAUAUUAAUUUUGCCAGGAUUCGAUUCAUUUCAUACUCAUGCGUAAGGUAUGGUUCUCCGAAACGUGUUUUUUUACUGCAUUCCAAAGGAUUUUGAAUGUAAAAUACGAGAGAAGUAAAUUUUAACUUCUGGAAACCUAAUGUCUGUCUUGAGUAUUACUGAUGUUCUUAGUUUAAAAAUUAUGUUGAACUACGUUAACCUCUUAGUUUAUUCAGAACUCAGGAACCACGUACUUAACCCACUCCAUGAUUCAUAUUCACGGUUUAAUGAAUACUUUAAUUAUGUAAUUCGGUUUUUCUACAUGAUCGAGUUGCAAAUGCUGAGAUCAUUAAUUGCAUCAGCAAUAGUCAAGGAGAAAACAUCACGUCAGAUAACUCUAGACAGACUGAAGGUAGGACUAGAUGCUCGACUUGUUGGCUGUCCAGACCUUGCCUGAUUGGCCUGGUGGGAAUGUUAUACGCCAACUCCUAAGAGAUUUGCCUUCGGAUGCAUUGCUCAUUUGGAAACCUGCUGAGCAUAGAAUAUAGAUGAUCGAAUCGUUAUCAGAGUGAUUCUUAAAAUCCUCCUUCAUUAAGUCGAAGGAUUUCGGAAGUUCAUUAAAAAAACGCGUCAUCAUAAGAAAACAAUCAAAAAUCUUUUCUUUUGGAAGCAGUAAUCCCUCAUCUCGCAAAAAGUUUCUUUCAAACGCAAUAUGUGGAUUUAGAUUCACGCGCAAUACUUGCGCAGGUACAAAUAAUCGUUUAUUAAUACAUUUACACUUCUUCCUAUUUCUCAGAGAUAGGAAAAUCAACUCUACGAUUUAUCGUGUAGACACCGAGACAAACGAUUUUCUCCAAAGUUGAAAAAUCAAUCCCGAACCAUAAAUAAUCGUACGAUCUAACGAACCAGGUAUACGCUGUAGCGGUCUGUGCUAGGAGCGUGGUAGAGAAGACAAAACCGGAACCGGAAGGAGUUAGGAGAUCGUUGGAGAGCUUAGCAACGGUUCUGUAGUUGCUGAAGUUGCCUCGUUGCCUGCUCCGAAGGAUGUGCUCAAUUCUUCGAUACCACUGUUGCGGGUCCAUGACAGCUACAUGUUGCCUGGGAUGUUAAUUCACUAUUUGCCUAACCUGCUCAGAGCAAUGUUUCUAUUGUGUUCAUAUCCCCUUCUUGUGCUCGCCAUUUUGUGCAAUUUCUGUUUACAUGCAAUGUAUCAUAUAUGUAGAUUUUUGUACUUUCGUAUGUUCGUUAAUAAAUGUGUAUAUUUUGCUG